Molecule: messenger RNA, 1881 nt
Organism: Tachysurus vachellii
Lineage: Eukaryota; Metazoa; Chordata; Actinopteri; Siluriformes; Bagridae
Gene: traf1
Product: TNF receptor-associated factor 1
Exons: 10
Coding region: 91-1719 (542 amino acids)
Biological process (GO): regulation of canonical NF-kappaB signal transduction; protein K63-linked ubiquitination; positive regulation of JNK cascade
Cellular component (GO): plasma membrane signaling receptor complex; cytoplasmic side of plasma membrane
Molecular function (GO): tumor necrosis factor receptor binding; zinc ion binding; ubiquitin protein ligase binding
Source: RefSeq, a predicted model, not a curated record
GACGUGCGACAUUUCCCGUGGUGUGAUGUUUAGAUCACUAUUGACUUUAAAGCUCGGUGUUUAUUCAGCAGAAGCUCGGAUCAGAUCAGAAUGGCUUUAGCAGCGCCUGUGCCCAGCUCCCCGGGAGAGAACGAAUACCCGUCCGGUUUCCCGCAGAGCAUCUGUGAUGAAGUUCCGGCGCAGAAAUACUUGUGUACUCACUGUGACUGUGUGCUCAACGGAGCGCACCAGAGCACGUGCGGACACCGCUACUGCCUCGCGUGCGUUCACUGGCUCAUCAGAAAUAACAAAAAUCUUGUGUGCACAAAGUGUAAAGAAGACCCAAACCAGCAAGGCAAGUACGGCUUACUGACUCUUGACCAGUUCUUCAACGACGCAGCAAUCAAUAAAGAGAUCCUGGCUCUGAAAGUGCACUGCACCAACCCUGGCUGUACGUGGACGAGCACCUUGGAGGACUUUGAGGAGCAUCAGAGUCAUUGUGAAUACGCUUUAAUCCCCUGCAACGUUGGCUGUGGAUUGAUGGUUUUGAGGAAGACGUUGGCUACUCACCUGGACAAGGGCUGUCCCAAUAAUAAGAGCUUGUGUCCUACAUGUUCCUGCCCACUGACCCCUUCAGAACUGCAGAAACAUGUGUGUCCGAACGACAAGAAGUCCUCAAAAGCAGAGAAACGUCAGAAGGAUAAUAAGCAAUCAAAUUCCAGAAGGAAGGAGUCAUGUCAGUUCUCUGAAGUUGGAUGCCCAUUUAAGGGAACUGUAGAGAAAUUGCGAGAACAUGAAAGCUGCAGUUCCACAGCCCACCUUCAGCUCCUCCUGGAGGUCUUCAGAAGUGUUCGGGUCUCUGUUCCUUCCCCGCCUGAGAGGAGCGUGCACUUCCCAGGCCUGGACCUGCUCCUACAUGGACAGAGCUCACCUUCUGUUUGCACUCAACCAGCUUGUGAGGUAGAGGUCGACGGAAUGGAUGGAGGAGUAAACGACAUGGCACUCAGCCUACAUGAUGACCAAGCUGAGCUGGAAGUGGGCCAGCAGCUUCACGCCCUUCAGCAGAGGCUACAGAUCAUGGAGAACAUCAUCUCGGCACUCAGUCAUGAGGUGGAGAAAACCCAGCUCACCGUGACAGCUCUGGACAGAGACACCAACACCAACAUGCAGCUGGUGGAGCACUUGGACAGCGUGGUUGCGGAUCAGCAGCAGAGGAUGAUCAGGAAAGACCUGCACAUCGCCUCGCUGCAGCAGAGCAUCAGUGCGCAGCAGGACGUGUCCUACGACGGCACGUUUCUCUGGAAGAUCUGUAAUGUCAGUCAGAAGUUAAGAGAGGCAGCCACAGGGCAAAAGAGCAACCAGUAUUCGCCAGCUUUCUAUACAUCCAGAUAUGGAUUUAAAGUGUGCAUGCGGUUGUACAUAAACGGAGACGGAGUGGGGAAAGGGACGCACAUGUCUCUUUUCUUUGUGAUUAUGAGAGGAGAGUACGACCCCCUUCUCUCGUGGCCUUUUAAACACAAGGUGACUUUCUUCCUCAUUGACCAGAACCAAAGAGAGCAUGUAAUCGACACGUUCCGUCCCGACCUCUCGUCCGUAUCGUUUCAGCGGCCCGUGUCUGACAUGAACGUGGCCAGCGGCUGCCCUCUCUUCUGCCCUCUGGCCAAGCUGCGCUCCCUGAAGCAUGCGUACUGCAAAGACGACACACUUUUUAUCAAGUGUGUGGUGGACUCUUCAUCCUGAAUGAUGAAGAAGGGGCUGAGGUCAUGUUGAGUGUUCUGCUGUUGUGGAAAAUCUGGCUUUGGGUGAAAAAAUAUGCUGGAAUUAUGGCUCGUUCUUUUGCUGCUUCAUCUAAAAUAUAUUUAAAAGCUGUAUCAUGGUGACUUUAUGAUUGCUGUUAUUAAG